AAAAAAUACCAGGAGCGAUAAAAUGCACGGACUACGGGGUCCAUUUAACUGUCAGUAAGACGUUUUCGCAUUUUUGGGGGAGGUUUGAGAUAUUUUGGAGAACACUAGCUGUGUGAAAUGAAGAUCAUCUGUCAGGCCGAGCUCUUUGAUUUUUAGCCAGUUGGCUGCAAUUUCAGGGAUGGCUAGCUGAGCUAACCUAGCUAACAGUUAGCUUGCCCAUUUAGCUCCCCUGGUCACUGGGUGCCCAGUAACUGCUCUUGAGCUCAAUUUAGAAAGUGGUGGUUUCAUUCGGAUAAAGGUUGUCGUCCGUCGAGCACCUAAAGCAGUGAGCUAGCCUGUCUUGUCUGCUCGGUAGAUGGACAGUUUGACGGGCACUCAUUGUCACUGCGCGGGCGGACAGUGUUGGUUUUGGGGCGGCUAGGCUCGUACUCGGCCGGGCAACCAGCAUAGGGAUUGUACAAAUGUGGCAGUGGCAGCCAGUAGUGUCCCACUAUCUCCGGGACCGAAGCCGCUCGUUUUAAAUUAAAAACGCAUUUAAAAAAAAAAAGAGUGUUAGGCUUACGGGCUAACCAGCUACGCGGGAAAGCUAUUAAAAAGUGUUGGCAGACUGCAAAUCUUGUCACGGUUGCUCGGUUAUAACGUCAGCAGCAUUUAGCUUGCAAGCUAGUCAAGAGAGUGAUCCAAACAAAUUCUGCUGUUUUGGGACAGUGCAUUAAAGACGAUGGUUAUUUGCACCGUCUGUAGUCAUCCAAGACGUUCAAGGACAUGUUGCACUGCAAAUUUUCAGUGAUCAGCUGUCAGUCCCUGUAGCCUGAGGAUUUACAUAAGACUUUGACUAAGCUGUCAAAUAUUUGACACUUGACAGCAGUUUUACCACCAAGAAGGAAGGCCGGAUUCUGCAGCAAGCUCCAUUAUCAGAGUCUGGAUAUAACUUGUUGAAAACGGACUGUUGCUCAGAGGGGAUUUUUUUAUUUAUUUGUGUGAGGUGUAGCCCUGCGCCCCUUGUCAGACGGGCUUUUCAGCUCAUGCGGUGAUGACUUUAGACUCCAUGAUGGCUUGUUGCCUGAGUGAGGAGGCGAAGGAGUCCAAACGAAUCAACGCUGAGAUCGAGAAACAACUCCGGCGAGACAAGAGAGAUGCAAGGAGGGAGCUGAAGCUUCUUCUGCUAGGUACCGGAGAGAGUGGGAAGAGCACUUUCAUCAAGCAGAUGAGAAUAAUCCAUGGGUCAGGCUACACAGAUGAGGACAAGAAGGGCUUCACCAAACUGGUCUACCAGAACAUCUUCACCUCCAUGCAGGCCAUGAUCCGGGCAACUGAGACCCUCAAGAUCCCGUUCAAGUAUGAGCAGAACAAGAAUAACGCCCAGGUGGUGCGCGAGGUUGACGUGGAGAAGGUGUCGUCAUUCGAUCAUCCCUACAUUGGUGCGAUUAAGAUGCUGUGGGCUGACCCUGGCAUCCAGGAGGCCUACGAUCGCAGGAGAGAGUACCAGCUCUCCGACUCAACCAAAUAUUACCUUAGCGAUUUAGAGAGAAUAGCAACAUCGGGGUACGUGCCCACUCAGCAGGACGUGCUGCGGGUUCGAGUGCCCACCACCGGCAUCAUUGAGUACCCAUUUGACCUGGAGAAUAUUAUCUUCAGCUAUCUAAGUGAUCUGGAUCGUAUUGCUGAACCGUCCUAUCUACCAACCCAACAGGAUGUGCUUAGGGUUCGAAUCCCAACCACUGGGAUCAUAGAAUACCCUUUCGACUUGCAAAGCAUCAUUUUCAGGAUGGUGGACGUGGGGGGUCAGAGGUCAGAGAGGAGGAAGUGGAUCCACUGCUUUGAGAACGUCACCUCGAUCAUGUUUCUGGUGGCGCUCAGCGAGUACGACCAAGUCCUGGUGGAGUCAGACAACGAGAAUCGUAUGGAGGAGAGCAAAGCUUUGUUCAGGACCAUCAUCACAUAUCCCUGGUUUCAAAACUCCUCUGUCAUCCUAUUCCUUAACAAGAAGGACCUGCUGGAGGAGAAGAUCAUGUACUCUCACCUGGUUGACUACUUCCCAGAGUUUGACGGGCCCCAGAGAGAUGCCCAGGCAGGCCGGGAGUUCAUCUUGAAGAUGUUUGUGGACUUGAACCCAGACAGUGACAAGAUCAUCUACUCCCAUUUCACAUGCGCCACCGACACAGAGAACAUCCGCUUCGUCUUUGCGGCGGUCAAAGACACCAUCCUGCAGCUCAACCUCAAAGAAUACAACCUGGUGUGAAAAAAGAGAAACGGAAAGAGAGGGAGGAGAGAGAGCAAGCAAGAGACCUGCAGCACCCCCCCCCCCCCCCCCCCCCCCCCUCCUUACACACACAGACACGCACACAUAUACACACAGCAGAGUUCACAUAGAGAAACAUACACAUCUGCAUGAAACAUAUUGCUGCUCAGAUAAGCAUUGCUUCAUACUUUACUAGACCAACUAUCAAUAUUCUGUCUCUGUUGUCCACUUAGCUCCUCGGUUGUUGGUUUGCCCAUCCUUUUUUUUAAAGAAUGUUUUGUGAGGUUUUGUGAUUCUAUUAAUUGCUCCUCUUGCACAUGAAACACACUAAAAUAUAACACUCCCUCCAUUUGUGGCCCUUUCUUGGGGUGAUGGUCUGACCCCGUGCUCGUCUUGUUAGGCGUGGGGUGAGGCUCACAUCUUUGCUUUCUUUUACACUACAUUAUCACCAGUACUUGUGUGUUUGAGGUGGGUAGAGGGCCAUCUCUGAGUCGACCAAGCUUUGAUGGAUAAAGGGCUCUCUUCCUCUUCUUCUUAUGUAACCCGUGCAUGCGAUACACUACAGCGACCUUGGACUCAUCUGCAAAGGGGUGACUAAUUACAACAAUAGGAAUUUAUUAUCAGGCAAUGCUGGGGUGUAGUACUUGGUUCCUCUGGGUCUUUAAUUACAUUUUUUUUUUUUUUUUUUUUGUUAACCAUUCCCCAAAUUGAGAGUCCACAAGCUCUUUUGAAUGUAAAUAAAGUUUUCAUGCUGCUCACACAGAGUGAGGGCUACACAGAGAUGACAACAUGUUCUCUGUAGUUCAAAUAUUUUCAGUCAUGUUAACGUUUUGAUUAUAUUAGUACUGCUAUAUAUGGAAAUUGAAGAUGACUACUCAAAAGAAUGCAACCCUCCAGAAAGAGUCACAAAAUGCUCUUUUUACACUGCCCCUCAUUUUAAAGUGUUAAAAUACACCGAUGAACAAAAGAAAAUUAAGAGACAGCACUACCGGUAUUUACAUACUGUAUAUCAACUCCACUGUAAUUUUGUAUCACUCCAAAUUACAACAUUUCUUCUCUGUAAAUAUAAUUACGUUGCCAGUAUAUUACGCAUCCCUUAAGUGGUUCAGACACUAAACAAAACAUAUUUGGGAACCACUAUCGUCAAAAUCAAGUUUUCUACGAUUUUUGGGUCAUUCAGACGUUCAUGGCAUCCACUUUGUGUGGCAUUUUUCGAUGUCGACAGUUAUCUGAAUCACAAAUGUAUUAGUAUUGUGAUUGAUUUUCUUUGUUUCCUUUCGAUGGUGAGAAAUAAUCUUCCUGUGCACAACGUGUGAAUGACGAUACCAGAUUAGUACAGUGCAAUAGUUUAGUUGUAGACGAAAUAAAAAGCUUUUGCGCUGCCAGUUAGCUUAAGUCACGAGUUGACCUUGAUCACCCAAACGGCUUCUCUCUGUAAUCAACAUUGUUUUUGCCAUAAUAUUCGGCCAACAUUUGAUAAACUGUAAUGAAUAGCAAGAGAGUAAAUAGUUCUGUUUUUGUAUGUCUAAUUUAUCAAUCAGAACUACGUAUUGUUGAUACAGUAAAUGAGACUUUCUCCCUAGUUUCAGCUCAAACGUUUUCCAACCUAGGAGACGGGAGGAGAUUUUAUACUGCUGUAAAAUAUCAAACUAUUUUAUGGACAAGUGUUCUAUCUUUAUAACGAUUCUUCAUAUAUUUAGUUGUGGCAGGUUCUGUUUUGAAAUGUUUGACAAUGGAAAGCAUUGUUUCCAUUUCAGGUUUGUGCUUUAUGCAAAAUAGGAAAAUGAUAACAGACAAAAAAACUUAGUGGUUGAAUAUUUACUGUUCAAGGAUGCUUGCAAUUUUGUAACUUAAAAGAUAUGAUGUUGGCUAUUGGUACCAAUCCCAUAUCAUGUCUCUUGCCUGAUAGUUGUUCAAAUAUUCCAUUAAGCUGAAAGUUGAUAGAUGGCUAUUUUUGUCUUCACAAUGUAAUUCAGGUAAGUUUUCAUAACUUUUUCAUCACAAGGGCUACUACUAGCAGCUUUGGUAGAAUGAAAGGACUCUAUGCAUGGCAUAGAGCAAAAGGUGCAAUUAAUUAAAGAGGGGGUGGCUUUGAAUCAAGAGUGUGUUGACAUCUUGUUGAGGGUGAUGGCCGCAGGUUCAGUGAGGGUGGAAUGCAGCAGUCCACAGAUGCCUAUGUGACAUUCCUGAGGGAAGGCUGGUGGCUGUUUGGCUCUUUGUUCACGUUGACCUAUCUUUUUGUUGCCUUUUUUAGAAGGAAGAGAAUAGCUUAAAAACUAGUGUGGUAUUCCAAGGUGCAACAGCACAUCUUUCGCACCUAACCAUCCUCUUACUCCUCUCACAAAUUAUGUGCGGAUCUUCUUAGCUUGAUGAUAUUGUCCACUGUGUGGUUAUGCAUAUUUGGCUUAUCUUCUCAUUGGUAGGGUUUCCAUGUUUGACUUUGCCUUCGUUGGAGUAAGAAAAAAGGGAAUGCUUAGGACAUUUUGACCUUUUUCUGCACACUAAAAGAACGGACAGAUUAAACAUCUAAGAAAUUGUUUGCCAAAAGGUUUACACGUCAAACUUCUUUGUGAUAUAUUUAGUUUCUGUAGAAAAGCAGUAUGAUGUUCUCGGCUUAAGGGGAAUCUACUCACCCUGUGUAUUACUUAGACUUUAUUAUAGUCACUGCACACCUCGUGCAAAUGUGUACAUUGUGUUGGUAAAGCCAUUAUCUUGUACGUUAAGAGUUUGUGCAUUUUGAAACAAUUAAUGAAGGAGGGACAUGUAUAUUAACGCUAAGUGCCACACAGACGUUGUAAAGCUCUGACUUUGACCAACUAAGUUUAUUUUAGCUGCGAUCUUGUAUUUGCACCGUGUAUUAGUAAAGAAUUUAUCUUUGGUGCUUCAGUCAACAUUUAAAAGGCCUUUUCUUGACCAGUUUGUCUCUGUAUAGGGUGACACUUCACACACUCGCUCGCUAGACCAGUCUUAUUUUUUUGGGUGCUACAGUUAAGCAUACUUUCCGGUUUUGGUUUUGGAACUGACAGACGGCCUUUUACCUAAGUUUGGAAAGUUGUCACGGCUAGGUGACAUGUAUGCGUCUUGUUAAAGUUCUUCACGAAUAUGACAGCUUGGUUAUCAGAAACUUAAUUCACCUCUCUGAGCUGUGGCUUAGGAAUUCUUUCUUUUCCUUAUGAAGAUGAAUUGUCUGGAAAAUGGACUUGACCAGGCUGCUAUGAGGAUUAUAAAUAAAAAAGAAGGUGACCACUCUAGGGACCAGUGUUGGCGUGAUGGUGUAUCCUCUAAAAUAAACAAAAAAAACCUUAUCAUAGUAGUUAUCAUUUUUCUGACAAUGUGUGGAUUUAAUGCCUUGUUCUCCGGAACCAACACAGAAAAAGUCAGAUGGCUACACUACCAGUGAUUAGAACCAGCAGCAAAGCUGGGUCAGUUAUUCAAAAAUCCCUCCCAUUGACUUGUACUGUACUUGCUUUAUUCUGCAUUGGAUGCAUUUUUGGAAAAGGUUUGUAGGACAAUCCAGUACAAAAACACUGUGCCAAGCAAAAUCAAUCAGCGACAGAAAAGAUAUCCAGAAUUCACACUUUAUAGUAACAUGAUCCAGAUCUCUGCGGUGAAAAAUGAUUGCUACUUUUCUUAAUCGACUCUUACAUUAUGGUUUCUUUUCUUUAUUUUUCCAAAUGAAGCUUGUUUGUUAAGCCUCAGUAUUAAUGUAUUUAUUGAAACACUUGCCAAGUGAAGGUACUGAAAUGGCCAUUAUAUUGUUUUGGUGGUUGUAAUAGUGAGUGAGUGAAUGAAUAUGCUGUGUGUUUACAUGUCCGCCAUUCUCCGCUCUUGUUUUUUUUCUUUUCUUUUCUUUUCUCCCCUUUUACUUGAUUGGACUGUGUAUUCUCUCCCUGGGUCGAAGGCACUGAGACUGCACCACUGCAAUGGGCCUGCAUUCAUGCAACUUAGACGUCCAUUCAAACGCGCUCAUUGGUACUCUGAGGUGUGUGCGUGCGUGCGUGCGUGCGUGCGUGCGUGCGUGCGUGCGUGCGUGCGUGCGUGCGUGUGUGUGUGUGUACACUUUUGAUGGCUAUUGCUUAUGCUUGAGAUCCAUUCUGAAUAGAGGGAUGGACAUACAGUGAUAAUAAAAGCUAUCUUUGCAUCUUUUUUUGUAAGGUUGACACACCUUAACACGUGUAUUUAGGACCACUUAUGAUGAAAGACUUUUUUAAAAGAGUUCAAAUAAACUUUGUGUAGUGGUGUACAAAUUGAAAGUAAUGUAUUUUUGUUUGAUUUUUUUCCCUUUUUUUUCUUUCUUUCUUUUUUUUAAGUAUACCAAAUGUAAAUUAUGUACAAUGAGUGUGCCAAUCCCCUUUCUUUGUAAAGCCAGACUCUUAACAAGUGCCAAUGUUGUGAAAAAUCAGAGGGCCUGUGAAUUUCAUGGUCCAGUUUUUAAAACAAAUAAACACUAAGUAUGUGAUUAAUUAACAAAAAAAGGACAAUUUUAUUCUAUAUUUAAGAUUAAUGAUGAACUGCUGUUUUUAAAAUAAAUGUCAUUUUAAUUGCAUGUGUUUGUCAGGUUGGGGAGGGAGUGGGCAGGUGAGAUACUGUAUUCAUGCAAUGCCCUCAUGAAAAGGGUCCUAAUGGUUAUUGAUUUACAGUAUUUUAGCCAUAUUUCUCUUUUGUAUGUUUCAUUUCAACCACUGUUGCCUGAACCUCAUUCAAACAUGAAAAUGAUUUUCAUAGCCUUCUCCUUUAAAUGUUUUAAAUUGGAAUAAAAUAUGUUCCUAUACUCUC
This is a messenger RNA of Scomber scombrus (Atlantic mackerel), 7018 nucleotides long. RefSeq names its product guanine nucleotide-binding protein G(q) subunit alpha-like. Gene Ontology annotation, cellular component: heterotrimeric G-protein complex. Gene Ontology annotation, biological process: phospholipase C-activating dopamine receptor signaling pathway; adenylate cyclase-modulating G protein-coupled receptor signaling pathway; action potential. The transcript is spliced from 8 exons. Gene Ontology annotation, molecular function: GTPase activity; guanyl nucleotide binding; G protein-coupled receptor binding. The record is from RefSeq and is a predicted model, not a curated record. The coding region runs from base 1034 to 2242 and encodes 402 amino acids. Lineage: Eukaryota; Metazoa; Chordata; Actinopteri; Scombriformes; Scombridae.